Naegleria fowleri is the source of this 1269-nucleotide messenger RNA. RefSeq lists its product as uncharacterized. The record is from RefSeq and is a predicted model, not a curated record. The transcript has 2 exons. Gene Ontology annotation, molecular function: ubiquitin-like modifier activating enzyme activity; tRNA threonylcarbamoyladenosine dehydratase activity. The coding region runs from base 1 to 1269 and encodes 422 amino acids. Lineage: Eukaryota; Heterolobosea; Eutetramitea; Acrasida; Naegleriidae. Gene Ontology annotation, biological process: cyclic threonylcarbamoyladenosine biosynthetic process.
AUGCAAAUGUCUUCAACAUCAACAAACUCCUCUCCUUCUCAUGUGGAAUCAUUGAAACAAGAAGAUUCACAACCAUCAUCAUCGUGUUUAUACGAAACUUUGAAACAACGUGUGUGCACCACCAUGUUAAAUCCCAUUCACACCACAAGUGCAGAUCCCAUCUUCUUUCGAUUGGCCAAUGAGCAAGAUCGAGAAUCUUUCUCUCAAUUAUUGUCCUUACGUGCAGAUUGUCUUGUGUUGGACACCAUUCUUUCUCAAUUGAAAGAAUUAAUAAAAUUGGAGAAUCCUUCUCCAACACUCACACAAGAAGAGACGAAUCAAUUCAUUAAUGAAAAGUUGAAUGGAAGACCUCAAGAAGAAUAUGGUGUUUGGGUGUAUUAUCCAUGGAAGAAUACAUUGAUCCAUUUGUUGGAUGAAAAGGAAUUCAUUCGAGUGAGAACCAUUCGAAACUUGUAUAAAAUCACUCAAGAGGAACUAGAAUUGUUGAAAACCAAGAAAAUUGGUGUGGUUGGAUUGAGCGCUGGACAUGCAGUGACUCUCACCAUGGCUAUGGAGAGAGGUUGUGGAGAAUUGAGAUUGGUGGAUUUUGAUCAUUUGGAAUUGACCAAUAUGAAUCGAUUAAGAACACGUGUUCAUGAACUUGGAAUUUCAAAGGCAAUCAUUACAAAGAGAGAAAUUGCAGAAAUUGAUCCCUUUUUAAAAGUCACCUUUUUCAAUGAAUCUCUUUCUCACGAAAAUAUUUCAACAUUUAUUGGAAGCGGAGAGAAUCAAUUGGACUUGAUUGUCGAUGAAUGUGACAACUUUCCAGUCAAAGUUCUUCUCAGAAAAGAAUGCAGAAAGUUAGGGAUUCCAGUGGUGAUGGAAGCAAGUGACAGGGGUCUCUUGGAUGUUGAAAGAUAUGACCUCGAUCAAACAUAUCCCAUUCUUCACGGUCGAGUGCCCAAAGAAUUUCUUGAUUUGAAAGAAUUCACACCAGAGCAAGCGAAAAAACUUCUCUUCUCCUUUUUGGAUCCAGUAGAAGCAAGUGAAAGAGGACUCGAGUCCUUUUUGGAAAUUGGAAAAUCCAUCACCACUUGGCCUCAACUUGCGAGUGAUGUGAAUCUUGGAGGAAGUGUUUGUGCCAUGGCUGCAAGAAUGGUUUUGCUGAAUCAGGGAAUUAAAUCACAACGAACAUAUGUGGACGUGCCCAACAUUAUCAAUCCCACAACGUUUAAUAUUGUGAAGAAGGGAAUGUUACUCGCUAAAUGUUUUGCUAAAUCUUUAAAGUAG